Molecule: messenger RNA, 2768 nt
Organism: Rhinopithecus roxellana (golden snub-nosed monkey)
Lineage: Eukaryota; Metazoa; Chordata; Mammalia; Primates; Cercopithecidae
Gene: ZNF432
Product: zinc finger protein 432
Exons: 5
Coding region: 318-2276 (652 amino acids)
Biological process (GO): regulation of transcription by RNA polymerase II
Cellular component (GO): nucleus
Molecular function (GO): DNA-binding transcription factor activity, RNA polymerase II-specific; RNA polymerase II transcription regulatory region sequence-specific DNA binding
Source: RefSeq, a predicted model, not a curated record
CUGUGCCGUCUGUACGUCACGUACUCAAAGAUGGCCGCCCCCAGAGCAGCGAGGCGACUCCGGCGCGGACGCUUCUCCUGAGGAAAAGCCGGAAGGCCGCAUUCCGCUCUCCAUGGAAACGCGGUCUACAGGUCCUGGCUGCCCUGGGAAGAGACAAGAAGUGAAUGAAGAAAGAGGAAGAUUCCAGGACCUAGAUAAUGAUUUUUGUGGACACUCUUCACUGGUGACUGAGGUUUCUAACUAGAAAUUUAAGGCAGAUCCAGAGGAGACAAAGACAGAGUAUCCCAGGUGCUGGCCAUUUCCCACAACAGAAGAAAAUGAUCAAUGCCCAGGAAUUGCUGACACUGGAGGAUGUUACUGUGGAGUUCACCUGGGAGGAGUGGCAGCUCCUGGACCCUUUUCAGAAGGACUUGUACCGGGAUGUGAUGUUGGAGAUCUACAGCAACCUGGUAUCAAUGGGUUAUCAAGUCAGCAAACCAGAUGCACUCUCCAGGUUGGAACGAGGAGAAGAACCAUGGACAAUGGAAGAUGAAAGGCACAGUCGAAUCUGUCCAGAAAACAACAAAGUUGAUGAUCAUCUGCAGGAUCGCUUGGAAAAUCAAAGGAUGCUGAAGAGUAUGGAACAAUACCAUGAACGUAAUGCAUUGGGAAAUACUGCCUCUCAAACCAAAAGCCAUUGUCUUUUCAGGGAAAAUCAUGAUACAUUUGAAUUACAUAUAAAAACUUUGAAAUCAAAUUUAAGUUUAGUCAACCAGAGCAGAAGCUAUGAAAUUAAGAACUCUACUAAAUUUAAUGGAGAUGGGAAAUCAUUUCUUCAUGGUAAGUAUGAAGAACUUUAUUCUGCAGCUAAAUUCUCUGUAAGCACAAAAUCCAGUAGCACUAAAUCCCAAGUCAGUAAGCAUCAGAGAACUCAUGAAAUAGAAAAAACCCACAUAUGCAGUGAAUGUGGGAAAGCAUUUGUCAAGAAGUCACAGCUCACUGAUCAUGAGAGAGUUCAUACAGGAGAAAAACCUUAUGGAUGUACUUUUUGUGCAAAAGUGUUCUCCAGAAAAUCCAGGCUAAAUGAACAUCAAAGAAUUCAUAAAAGAGAGAAAUCUUUUAUAUGCAGUGAAUGUGGAAAAGUCUUCACCAUGAAGAGCCGUCUGAUUGAACAUCAGCGAACUCAUACUGGAGAGAAACCCUACAUAUGCAAUGAAUGUGGAAAAGGCUUCCCAGGCAAGCGUAAUCUCAUUGUACAUCAGCGAAAUCAUACUGGAGAGAAAUCCUAUGUAUGUAGUGAAUGUGGAAAAGGCUUCACUGGGAAGAGCAUGCUUAUCAUACAUCAGCGAACUCAUACAGGAGAGAAGCCCUACAUCUGUAGUGAAUGUGGGAAAGGCUUCACCACAAAGCACUAUGUCAUCAUACAUCAACGAAAUCAUACAGGAGAGAAACCAUAUAUAUGCAAUGAAUGUGGGAAAGGCUUCACGAUGAAGAGCCGUAUGAUCGAACAUCAAAGAACUCAUACAGGAGAGAAACCCUAUGUAUGCAAUGAAUGUGGAAAAGGCUUUCCCAGGAAGAGUAAUCUCAUUGUACAUCAGAGAAAUCAUACAGUAGAGAAGUCAUAUCUAUGUAGUGAAUGUGGAAAAGGUUUUACUGUGAAAAGCAUGCUCAUCAUACAUCAGCGAACUCAUACUGGAGAGAAGCCCUACAUAUGCAGUGAAUGUGGGAAAGGCUUCCCCUUGAAGAGUCGGCUGAUUGUACAUCAGCGAACUCAUACUGGAGAGAAACCUUACAGGUGCAGUGAAUGUGGGAAAGGUUUCAUUGUGAAUAGUGGACUGAUGUUACAUCAGCGAACUCAUACUGGAGAGAAACCAUACAUAUGCAAUGAAUGUGGAAAAGGUUUUGCCUUUAAGAGCAAUCUUGUUGUACAUCAGCGAACUCAUACUGGAGAGAAACCCUUUAUGUGCAGUGAAUGUGGAAAAGGCUUUACCAUGAAACGCUAUCUUAUUGUACAUCAGCAAAUUCAUACAGAAGAGAAAUCUUGUAUAUGUAGUGAAUGUGGAAGAGGCUUUGCAAUGGAAACUGAGCUUGCUUUACAUAAGCAAGUUCAUACUGGAGAAAAACCUUAUGGAUGCAAUGAAUGUGGUAAAGGCUUCACUGUGAAGAGCCGUCUAAUUGUUCAUCAACGAACUCACACAGGAGAGAAACCCUUUGUAUGCGGUGAAUGUAGAAAAGCCUUCUCCUCAAAGAGAAAUCUCAUUGUACAUCAGCGAACUCAUAGUGGAAACAAACCCUAACAAUGCAAUGGACGUGGUCAUGCCUUUGGAAAGAAAAUAUGUCUUGUACACCAUCAGCAAUUUCACAGUAUAGUUUUUAUGUGUAUUGAGUAUGAAAAAUCAUAUUUCAAAAUCCAGUGUUAUCCACUAGGAUAAAUGCUAUCAAUGUCAAAAAGGCUUCAACAUGAAUUCAGGCUCUGAAAUCUUUGAUGUACCAAUGUAUAGAAAAUAACUCAGAGAGAUUCUGUGGAUUGGGGGUAACCUUUCAUUUGUCAACCUUCAUUAAAACUAUGACAAUGUCCACAUGUGAAAUGUGUAAGGUACAUAGUCCUUUUGCAGAGAAUUUGAACUGAUUACAUACAAGCAAACUCACGCAGAGAGAAAACCAUGUUAGUAAUGUGAACUGAGCCGGGCAUGGUGGCUCACGCGUGUAAUCCCAGCACUUUGGGAGGCCGAGGUGGGCGGAUCACAAGGUCAGGAGAUCCAAGACCAUCCUGUCGAACAGAGUGAAAC